CUCACUCCGUUUUUGUUCAAUACAAGCCAAUCCAGGUUAUAUCAACCACCUCCAAGUGCAUAUUCCAUACGCGCCAGGGAGGUUUCGUUGAAUUGACUCAAUAUAGCCUCAAUAUGCGUCCAGGAUCUCUAUUGGUGCAAUUGGCUUUGGCCUCAUCUGCCCAUGCCUUCUUUCCUUAUAGUCCGAGCUGGCGUGUCGAUGUAGGACAAAAGCGUAUGGCACGAAGUCCCAAGAGUGUGGGCAAUGGUGGUGGCGUGCGUAUGGAUAUCAAGCAAAGAUCACCUCAGUCCAGCCAACCGAUAACUGAGAGAGCAGCUCACGAAGCAGCACGAUUGAUUGCCAAAUAUGCCGGAGGAAGCAUCCCUGACCCCAGUACGCUGCUCAAGCGUGAUAACAAAUACGAUGUCAUGGAGGCCACAGAAUCGACAAAGGAGCACACUCAGGGUGUUGACCAGGACGGAACUGACUAUUCAUACUUCAUCGAGGUCGAGAUUGGAUCGGAAAAGAAGACAAUGUACAUGCUUAUCGACACUGGCGCUGGAUCAAGUUGGGUUAUGGGCACUUCUUGUACCAGCAAAGCGUGUGAGAUGCACAACACAUUCGGCGAAGGCGACUCGGACUCUCUCGAAGUGUCAAAAUCCGACUUCAACAUUGCAUACGGCUCUGGAAAGGUCUCUGGUACCUGGGCAACCGACACAAUCACUGUGGCUGGCAUGAGCAUCAAGUAUCAGUUCGGAUUGACGCAUACGACUUCGGACCAGUUCCUCGAAUUCGCUUUUGACGGCAUUCUUGGUCUCGCCAUUAACAAAGGAUCCGACAGCAACUUUCUCAAUGCCCUGGCCAAGUCCAAGGAAGUCGAAAAGAACAUGUUCUGCGUUGCUCUGAACCGUGCAGCUGACGGUACAAACGAAGGAGAAAUCAGCUUUGGCUCACCGAAUCCCGACAAGUAUUCCGGCAAGAUCACGUAUACUUCCAUUGGCGAAGACAAUGACUGGGCUAUUGAGAUCGACGACAUGGGCUACAACGGCAAGAAGGCAGAUAUCGGUGGCAUCCGCAGCUUCAUCGACACUGGAACAUCUUUCAUGUUUGGAUCACCGGACAACGUUAAGAAGCUCCAUGCUCUUAUCGACGGAGCCCAGAGCAGCGAUGGCACCACAUAUACUGUACCUUGCGACAGCAACGGCAACUUGACCGUGACUUUCUCUGGAGUCGACUAUGUCAUUUCACCAAAGGACUGGGUUUCCCCUCCCAACAAAGAUGGCAAAUGCACCAGCAACGUCUACGGUUUCGAGGUUGUUAAGGGAGCGUGGCUCCUGGGCGAUACCUUUAUCAAGAACGUCUACGCCGUUUUUGAUGCGGACGAGCGCCGAAUUGGCUUUGCUACCAACGCUAUCACAGAUGGCUCAAGCGACGACAGUGAAGACAGCAGCUCUUCAACAAAGACCAUGACCGCCAGUCAAGCGACCAAAACGUCUGAUGACACCGAAGAGACUGGCAUCACAACAACCUCUGGAUCAAAGGCAAGUGCAGUACCAGAUAUGGGUCUAGGCAAAGAAUCUGUCUCAUCUGGCACUGCCACUGCUGACUCAAGCGAGCCAACCGAAACAAAAGACUCCUCAGCACCUUCAGGGCCAUUAUCACAAGCCCGCUUCACAUUCAUUUUCUGUAUAGUAUCAUUUUUCGCCCUCCUGGCCUAGAAAGAGUCAGAUGAGCGGCACUACAUUCUUUUUAAUACCCAGAUACAAUCGUUAGAAGCGCAGAGAAGCGCGUAUACAUAUUUUGAGAGCUGCAUAGAACACGAAGAUAUCGUGCGAGGGGAUACGAGGACAGAGAGCUCAUAGCAUGGGAUGACAAGAUGUGGUUCGAGCUACAACGAUACCCGAUCGAGCAGAGGAGAACAUGACGGGUCUCUACAGAUGGCAGAUGAAGCCAUGCUAUAAGUAUUUUUUAGUAGACAUAGACCAUCAACGCCAAUAGAAACAUUGGAUGGACUGAA
Messenger RNA from Fusarium oxysporum Fo47, 1996 nucleotides. RefSeq names its product aspartic peptidase domain-containing protein. Gene Ontology annotation, molecular function: aspartic-type endopeptidase activity. Lineage: Eukaryota; Fungi; Ascomycota; Sordariomycetes; Hypocreales; Nectriaceae. The coding region runs from base 114 to 1697 and encodes 527 amino acids. The transcript is spliced from 3 exons. Gene Ontology annotation, biological process: proteolysis. The record is from RefSeq and is a predicted model, not a curated record.